Oryzias melastigma (Indian medaka) is the source of this 4986-nucleotide messenger RNA. RefSeq names its product trichohyalin. The record is from RefSeq and is a predicted model, not a curated record. The coding region runs from base 493 to 4113 and encodes 1206 amino acids. NCBI's taxonomy places the organism in Eukaryota, Metazoa, Chordata, Actinopteri, Beloniformes, Adrianichthyidae. The transcript has 10 exons.
UUAUUUCAGCAGAAGGACUGUCAAGUGUUCAGGCGGUUUCUCCUUCAGUUCCUUGAGAGAUCCUGUGUGGGGCGCCACAUGUUUGUGACGGGGUUCCCACUGUAGCUGGUGUGAAGCAUCCAGGCAAACAUGAAGAUCAACUUCCUUCUAGUUUCAGAUGACUUUUGUUAAACUAUAUUUUAAAAAUAAUAAAAAUACAUAGUUAGGAGUUUGGAAAUGUGUGGAAAACCUGUUUUUUACCAUGUUUUUGAUGCAUUUUCUCAUCGGUUUGUGCAUUUAUUUGCAAAAAUAGUCAGUAUAAACAUUAGCUUUUUUAAAUAUUUUUUUAAAGAUGUUUCCAAGUGAUUUUUUUUCUUCUAAUUUUUUUAUUAUGGUUUCCUGUUUUGCUCUGAGCCCAGGAAGCAUCCUCUUUCAUGAAAACCCCCCUCGGAGUUUGUUUACUGCAAGGAAAAUCUACAACUUGAGUGACAGCAAUAGGACAGUGACUCAGCUAUGGAGAGCUCUGUUGAGGCUUCCCAGGCAGGAGGCUCCAUUAAACCCAAGCCAGCUCUUGCCCCAAAGCCCAUUCUGGCUCCUAAACCUUUCUCUUUGCAAAAGAGCACCAUAGUUCGAAAGAUCCAAGCUCCUAAGACCGCUAAUGCUGGCUCCAAGGCGAAAACACCUCUCAGCGAUAAACCAAAUGCCCCCAGUAGCACCAAACCCACUUUGACCACCCCAGCUAAAGCACCCGAGUCAUCUAAUAAAACAAGUACGGAAAGCGUGACUGCCGAAAAGCCACCAACAACAGAAGAAGUUAAUGAAGCACUUCCACACAAAGAUGAGGCUCUUGAUGUUUCAUCAGAAGUUACAACUCCUGCCUUAAAAGUCACUCCCGUGGAGGAGACAACCAAACCUGAGCCUGUUGAGGUGGAGGAUGUAAUCCAGGAAAACCCCAGAGCCUCCACAGAUUCAAACUCAGAGCAAAAAGAUACGCAAAAAGAGGAGAAUGAGACUCAAGCUCCUGAUGAAGAAAAGACCGACGACAAAAGCAAUGAGAGCUCCUCUGAGACCCCUCCAGCAUUUAGCAGAGGCAGCACUCCAAGGCGUCUGUCUGCCAAGCUCAAAUCUAUGUUUGAGAUGGGUGGUCCAGCUCCGCUCCCCAAGCCUACAGUAGCUUUCUCCACGACCAAACCCAAAGAUGAAACGCAGAAACCAGAACCUCCUAAAGAGAUCCCGGCAGCGCCAGAGCCAGCGCCAUCCAAUGAAGAAGACGGCGCCAGCGAGCAGAAGGAAGAUUUCACCGGAGGGAAGAGCAUCAAGCGCAGAAUCAGUCUUCUGUUUGACUCGUCCUCCAAGCAGGAAGUCGAGACGAAGAAACAGGAGACGGAAAUUAUAAACGGCGUGCAGGGUGUGAAGGAUCGCAUUAAGAACUGGGCUGUGGAAAAAGGUUCUGAAGGUCCACAAGCUGACGAGAAACUUCAGAAUAUACCCAGAACCCGCUCCAAAAGCAUUGAGGCUACAACACCUCCAGCAGCAGAGGACACAGCCCAAACUCCUACACAGGUUCCAGAUACAGAGGAGGAAUCUGCUCCACCUUUGGAUCCGCCGUUACCUGAAGAACAAUCACCAGUGACCCAAGUAGAAACACCGAAAGAUCCCCUUAUUGACAACAAAUCAUUGGAAAUCUCUGCAGAAAUACCUGAAGAGGAGAAGAAGGUGAUAGAGGAAGAAGAGGCCCCGCCCUGCAUCAACAGUCAGGCAGCAAUCAAUGAUGAUGAUAAAGAAAGCUUAAGAAGAGAACCUGCUGAAGUGGCUAAGAAGAAGGACAGAAGGCGCUCUGUUCGCUUUGGUACCGUGGUGGCAGAUGAUGGUAGACCUCCAAUAAACCUGGGCUCAGAUCCAGAAUCCAGCACAGAGGAAGACACUGAAGAAGAAGAUGACGAAGAUGAAGAUGUGGAAUCUCCCUCAGCUUCAGUGCCCAUCCUAAUAAGUGUAAAACUGCUUCAGGAGAAGAGUGACGAGAUCCAAAGACAAAAAGAAGAAGAACUGAAACAAAAGCAGAAAGAGGAGGAGGAAGAACAGGAGAGACUGAAGUUAGAGGAAGAGCGAAAAAGAAAGGAAGAGAAGGAGAGAGAAAAGGCCAGACAGGAAAAAGAGCUUAAGCUCAGAGAGGAGGAAGCGGAAAGACGGAGGAUGCAGGAAGUAGAAAGGAAACGGUUGGAGGAGGAACAAGAACGGUUGGAAAAAGAGAGGAUUGAGAAGGAAAGACAGGAGGAACUUUUGCAGCAGAUGCAGAAAGAGGAGAGAAGAAGGGAAGAGGAGGAAAACCUGGAGAAGGAAAAGACGGCGUCAACAUUGAAAGAGAGGCAGCCACAGGAAGAAGAAAAUAGUAAGGAGGACAAUGAUCAACUGGAAGAGGAAAAAGUGAAAGAGUUUGAGGCAGUGAAGAUGAAAGAAGAGCUGGAGGUGGCGUUGAUGAAGCAAAGGCAGGAGGAGGAGGACAGAAAGAGGGCAAGGGAGAUGGAGGAAAGACUUGCCCAAGAAGAGCGAGAAAAAGAAAGAUUGAGAGAAGAGGCUGAGGAAAAAGAGAGGCAAAGACUGAAGGAAGAGGAGGAGGAGAAGUUGAGGCAAAGACGAGAGGAGGAGGAAAGGGAAAGAAGGGAGCAGGAGAAAAGAGAAAAGAUGGAAAUACUAAAGCUUAUAGAAAGACAGGAGGAGGAAAGGAAGAGACAGAUGGAGAAAGAAAGAGAGGAGCAACUAAAGACAAAAAUGCAAGAAGAAUUGGAAAAACGGCAAGCAGAAGAGCUGAAAGAAAAAAUACAGGAAGAAGAGAGACAUAGAAAAGAACUUGAGUUGAUCAUGCUGGAAGAGGUGAGCAGGGCAGAAACAGGAAAAGAAAAUCUUAUUGGCUUUGAUUUGGAGGAUUUGCCUCCAGUGUCUCUUUGUUCCCCUUCGUCGAACAUCUCUGAGCCUACAGAAAAGCUCAUCGAUGUAGAUUACGAUGAUUUCUCCGUUAAAAAUCCAGAGCUUGACGUGGAAUUUGAUGAUUUUUCCGUCAAGCCCAGAAAAUGGGGCUCGCACGCCAGAACAGAAGCCGCUCCAGCCAAACACAAGUGGGCGGCUGACCUUGAAGAUAUACUAGACUCUCUUGAAUUUACACACCAAGCACCAGCACCAGUGGAAAAAGAGGAAGAAUUGAGGCCGGUCCAGGAGCAGGCAGGGAACAAAGAGGCAGGGUUGUUGGUGGAUGUGAAUCAGGAGGAGGAAGAGGAGAAGAGCGAAGGUAGUAAAGAGGAAGACCUUCCUGCAAAUGUGGAAGUAUAUGAAGAGGAGACACCUGAGGAGGAGGAGGAGGUGGAGCCCAAACCUGAAGAAGAGGAAGAGGUGGAGGCUGGAGAGGAUGAAGCUAAAGAAGAAGAUGAUAAAAAGGUGCAGUUCAAGAGCAGAAAGAAUGAAGACCAAGACAUUAAUGCCUUGACAGAUCAAACACAGCAGCAGAAUGGGAUCUGUGAACAAACAUCGGAAAUUAGAAGAUCAAAGUUUGUGUCUGGUCACAUCCCUGAUGUCACCCCUGAAGCCUGUGAAGAGCCUGACUUACCACUGUUACCUGAGAGCUCCACUUCACUCCUCGACAUCAGCGCUCAGAAAUCAAAGGCACAGCUGGGCAGGACAAGAAACCGGGCUCGUCCAACACGCUCACUUCGAGCCAAACCCAAUCAGAACCCCAAAGUGGAACUGAGAGUCAAUGACUACUCAGAUUCAACAGAGACUGAGCAAAGACAGUCAGAUUCAGAGGAGGAGAAGCCCAAACCAAAAAUCUGUCUUUCACCGUCUUCACAGCGAGUGGCUGCAAUUCCCGGUGUGAACCCUGCAGAUCUAAUUGCUCACCUAAAAAAGAGAGGUACAGAAAAACCUGAUAUGGAGGAUGAAGCAGAAGAGAAGAAGCCAAAAGAGGAGAGAAUUGAGGAAGCAUCACCACCUCCUCUAUCCAGGUCUCCUCGGCUGCGUACUCCUCCUGCAGGAGCUGCGCUAGUGCUGCCACCUUUAGGCGGUGAUGGAAGUGUGAAGCAGUCGCCUGCCUGGUUACAAGAGCUGAAGACUAAGAAGCGAAUGAAUCAGCAGGAAUCAGCCUGAUGAUGGGGUCACUGUGGGGUAUCCCUCUGCCUGCUUUAGCUGAUGAUACAACAACAAUGGCUCCAUUCAUCAUUUGGCGUACCUUGUUUUGGAUCUUUGCUAUAGACCCCUUUGAGUGGAUUUUAGCAUCACGCUGGACUCAGACAAUCUGGAACUCUGACAUCUUAUAAAUGAAAUGUGGUGUCAUGCGGUGGCCCUGUGAUGGGUUAUGUUACCAUUUUCUACUGUUUUGUGUAAAUAAAAUGAGAGUCAAGUACUUUUACAUCUUUAAGUUACACAUGAAAUGUAACCAUUACAACAACUUUUAGAUAUAAUCUCCAGCUUCUGCUCUAAUCAUGAAAGAGCUCUUGGAUGCUGGAAGGAUCAGCCAAAAGUCCUCAUCUUCCAGACACAACUACACCAUCUGGAGUCAGCAACUGGAACACGUAAAAAAACAAAAACAUUUGCACAUAACUGCUAACUGAUGUUUACUUUUUUUGUCUUUUCGUGAAAUAUCUGGUCAUAAAUUAAAGUCAGUCUUAAAGCACUUUAACCAACUGCCAUUCACAAAGGGCAAAAGAUAAAAUAAAGAAAAACUGUAGUCGCUUAACCCAGGGAGUUUUUUGCUUUAUUUAUUUCUGUUCCACUUUUAUUCAACUCAAAGGAAGUACUUUGUUAUUUUAUUGACAUACCAAGUCGUUCUUAAAGCAUUGUGGGUUGUUUUUGGGGGCGAUGACUCAAGGAGCCAUGUUUUUUAAGCCUAAAGAAGUGCCUUGUUUUGCUUUUAUGUUCCUUUUUUUAAAUCCUCGUGAAUGAAAAUCAUGAAUGUAAUGAUACUCUUUCUGGAUGUUUAUUGGAAAUUGAGGGAAUUUUAAUAAACUUUUUUUAAUGAAA